Molecule: messenger RNA, 551 nt
Organism: Effrenium voratum
Lineage: Eukaryota; Dinophyceae; Suessiales; Symbiodiniaceae
Source: the annotation of a GenBank genome assembly
AACAAUUAUGAUGCGCAUGUUUGUGUACUACUGGCUGCCAGGCGAUAACGAUGAGCAAGAUCAUCCGAACGCCUUUGAAGUGGGGCAUGCAGGAUCUGGCGUCAAACUGAAAGACAUCCGCGCCGCCUUCCCUCUUCCGGGCCAGUACCAUUUUCGCUUCAAGAUGAAGUGGGAGUCGAGUGCUCUGUGGAUGGAUGUGACCAAUGAGGAGUCCAUGGUGCCCAUGUUCGAGGACAAAGUUCUGGCCAAGGUGCUGAGGGUGAAUUGGGGCACUGCCAAGUCAGCUGCCAAAUCCGCGCCCUCUGCCUCACCAGACACCUCGCCCAUGGCUUCAGCGCAUUCCGAGGACUUGCUGGGCGACAGCUCUGCUGCAGGCGCUGCUAGCCCGGCCAAAGGCUCAGUCAGCCCGCGGAAGCACGACGAGUUCGACAUGCUCUUCAGCUGAGGCAUCCGUCCCGGCUGCUCGGAGCGCCGUUCCGGGCCCCCGAGUUCGCCGAGGCUAACACCAUCCCAAAGCGGAUUUGUGUGAAGGCCGAAGGUCCGAAGGCGAG